CUUUCUGCUCGCUCGGCCGGUUUCAGCGUCGUCUUCCCCUGAUGACAGAGAUGUCCGGCUAUUGGCCGAGAAUGAGAGGGCACGUCAUCUCCAUCAAUCAGGGGGGACUGCAUGGUUCUCCUCUGAGGAAUGUCCUCGCUCCCUGCACGCCCCGUCCAGCCGCCUGACCGUGUGGCUCUGGAUGCAAGAGAGGCCGGGCAUGAACUGCACUCCCGUCCAAUGAUUAUGCAGGGGAAAUGUGAUAAUGACAUCCUAUCAGGAGGGGAACGCAGCCCUCGGCUCUUUGCAAAAGAGGUCACGGUGCUGGACCCGGGCGGCAGGUCUAAUCCUGAACUCGAGGUGGACGCAGCUCCUGGAUUUUAUUUGCCUCUGUGCGCCCCUUUGGACAGCAGUGCUCCCCCCCUACUUCUCCCACCACAAUGUGGGGCGCCAGAGAGCCUCCCUACACCGGCCUCCCCGCACUCCUCCCGCGUCACCUGGAGGUGCGUGGCAAAGGGGUCGAUCGCCGAGACGCAUCACUGCUACUUUGGGUCACUUGCAGAAGAACUUGGCUCCUCUUUUAACUCUGGAGCCGCGGUGGGAAGUUUGGACUGUAGUGGAGUUGCUAUGGACAACAGGAGCAAAACUUUUGAGUGGAUGAGGGUGAAAAGAAGUCAACAUCGAACAAGCAGGAUGCACAUGACCUGUAGUGGCUUCAGUGAGGGCCUCUGCGUGGAGGAGGUUGGCAGCCCGGCUGACCGCAAGGCCGUGAGCGGAGCCGCAAGGACCAGCUUCAGCACCAGGCAGCUGACCGAGCUGGAGAAGGAGUUUCACUUCAACAAGUAUCUGACGCGGGCCAGGCGGGUGGAGGUGGCCGGCACCUUGCGGCUCAGUGAAACGCAGGUGAAAGUUUGGUUCCAAAACAGACGCAUGAAGCAGAAGAAACAGCGGCGGGACGGGCUGAUCUCGGACGCCCGGCUUCCUCUGCAGGACGGGCCCGGCCAGGACAACUGCACCUGUCCCUGAACUUCUGAACCGUACCCGAGCGUUAGAGAGCGACGGCUCCAGCCAGCCAGCAGAUGUUUUGAUUCGUGUUUGCAUCGUUUGCAAUCAGGCGUCACCUUUAUUUGUUUACCACGAUGGAUGCUGCACUCACGAGAAGCGCGAUGGCAGGCUCCCUCCACGCAAGAACGGGUGAAAACGAUUUGUCAUUCGCCCCGGCUUUAGACUUGAAACUCUGAUUUGAAUAUUAAAAUGAAUGCCAUUCCAUUGCGCUCCAGUGUUCACAAUGUAAACGAAGAUACAAACUUCUUUAAUUGACCGUGGAAAUCCUUGGGAGGCUAUUUGAUUAUUUUGGACCAUUUACCAGGAGUUGAUUUUACUCGAGCAUGGCCUGUUUUAAUCUGCAGGAACCAGGUUUU
Molecule: messenger RNA, 1400 nt
Organism: Xiphophorus maculatus (southern platyfish)
Lineage: Eukaryota; Metazoa; Chordata; Actinopteri; Cyprinodontiformes; Poeciliidae
Gene: hoxc1a
Product: homeobox protein Hox-B1-like
Exons: 2
Coding region: 130-1005 (291 amino acids)
Biological process (GO): regulation of transcription by RNA polymerase II
Cellular component (GO): nucleus
Molecular function (GO): RNA polymerase II cis-regulatory region sequence-specific DNA binding; DNA-binding transcription factor activity, RNA polymerase II-specific
Source: RefSeq, a predicted model, not a curated record